Trichoplusia ni (cabbage looper) is the source of this 3220-nucleotide messenger RNA. Its product is annotated as piggyBac transposable element-derived protein 4-like. The record is from RefSeq and is a predicted model, not a curated record. The coding region runs from base 1291 to 3156 and encodes 621 amino acids. The transcript has 5 exons. NCBI's taxonomy places the organism in Eukaryota, Metazoa, Arthropoda, Insecta, Lepidoptera, Noctuidae.
ACAUACAUUAUGUUCUAAAUUUAGUGUUUUUGAUGAAAAUUUAUCCUAAUUUUGCAAUUAAGUUGUCUUUUAAGCCUACCUACCUAUUGGGAGUAUCGGGUAGGCGGCGUUUGAUUUAAUUUAAUCUCCACUUUCAGUACAAAGAAUAUUAAUUUAAGUGAACUUACUUUCUAGACUAAUAAGUAUAUUGAUAAAUUAAUGCAUUUUCAUGGGCUUACUGUGUCACAUUAACGAUACUUUCUUUGUUCUUUUGAGAAUUAUAAAACACGUGGUCCUGAGAUUCCGUUAAUUUCCGUGCUGAUGAAUUAUAAGUAACUAUUAAUUAUCGAUCUAGGAAUUUACUAACGAUUUCCUUAGUGUUCAUUAAUUUUCCACUAACCAUUUUCGAGAACGUUCCGGUCUGUAUCGAUUUUCCACAUAAUGGCCGCCGUUGCAAAUAGUUCAAUCACUAUCCUCGCCGUAUUUUGUCUAGGAAUCUGAACAUGGUAUUGGGUGAUUAAUGUGAUUAUUAACCUUUCGUGUGUUUUAGACGUGGAUCCACGUUCGAAAAAUCUUUACCCUCGUGUGCCUAAGCGUGGAUCCACGUCCAAAACUAACAAACUUUUUAAAUGCGAUUUUGUUCUCUAUUCUUUGGACUUUUGGGUAAAUUUUUUUUUGCAACGAAAACGUACUGAAUGAAUCUGUCACGGGCGGCCAUUAGACUGAAUGGAUUUCGUCAUGGGAAUGGGAUCGACAAGUAAAAACAAGUGCAUUCUGGUGACACGUGCGACCGGUGAAAUUCCUUUUGUGUGAUUCUCACGAAAAUAAACAACUGAAUUCAUCAUGGUUGUGGUCCUGGAUCUUGACCGGUUUUUGCAUAAACGCGACUAUAUUUCUUGCUAUAAAGGAGAGUGUAUGUGGCCAUGGGAGGAAACCCAUUUCUUGCGGGAAAAUAUUUGUCAUAUUUGCCACACGGAAGUUAAUAACUCCAUAAGGCACUUCCGUGUCAUCAUGAGUAGAAAUACAAUUCGUCGGCUUCUACUAUCAAAUUUUUUCUGGUGCAAAUGUGGUUAUAGUGUAUAUGAUCACUAUCCCCCAGACGAAUGUUGCUCAUAAAUUCUUAAUUUUAAUUUGAUUCUUUUUUUAAAUUCAUUGAUCAGAUCAUUCCAAGAAGAAUAUGUUUUUAUUUUCAAAAAUAAAAUUGAUUUCUUAAUCAAAUUAACUCAUUUUCUCUACGUGGACACAAGAAGGUACUAGGCAAGAUCUACGUCGUCCAAUAAACUAUUAAAUGGCAUAAUUGACUAACUGGUAAUGGAGCCAGACCGAAUUAUUGACGACGUCGGGCUUCCCGAAGCCAGCACUUCAAAAAGUGUGGGUACCGGAAGACAUUUUCCCGAUGACGACGAUUAUGAUUGGCAGCCUAAUCAAAGGCCUCAUGACCUUGAUAUGUCUUAUUCCGAGAUACUCAGUGGGCCAUUAGGCGAGGAGCUAAGAGUGGAUUCGGGCAGUGAGGAAGAGGAGGAACCUAUGUCGCUGGAGGAGCUUCGAGCUAUCCUGGAAGAGACAGCCGAAGAUGUUGAGGAAGAUCCCGAAGAACACGAGAGGCUGUCUGAAUCUUUCAAUUGGUCAAGCGAUUAUAGUACAUUUAGAGGUCAACCGGAAGUUUAUUCCCAGGCAGGCGAGCGAGGUCCCAAUAUUAAGGAAACAGAUCCUCUGAAGCUAUUCACUCAUGUUUGGGAUCACGAUAUAAUGAACAGUAUUGUGGCACAGACCAACGAGUAUGCCUGGCAAACGAUAGCGCAAGCAUCCGAGUUACCGGACGGUAUCUCGGCGCAUUCUCGAUUAAAUGAUUGGGUAGAAACCACUACUGAUGAGCUGUACAAGCUCUUUGCGGUGAUGAUUUUUAUGUCGCUGAUGGUCGCAGGACGUGUGAGUGAAUACUGGAGCACGGGUACCCUGGCCAUGCCAGGUUUUCGUAAACUUAUGAGUAUAAAACGGUACUGGCUACUCAUGCGUUUCCUGCACUUUGUCGAUAACAAUACUAUCAGUGUUCAUGGUUCCGAUCGUAAAGUUGCUAAGAUACAACCCAUCAUUGACCAUUGUAAUAAAAAGUUUAAUAGCAUGUACACGCCUCGCAGAGAAAUAAGCAUUGACGAAUCGUUGCUGCUUUUUAAAGGACGCUUGAGUUGGAUUCAGUGUAUCCGUACAAAAGCAGCACGGUUUGGUAUCAAAUUUUAUGAACUUUGCGAGGCGGUUACAGGCUAUUUGCUCAAAUUUGAGGUUUACACGGGAAAAAAAUAUCCACAGACAGGGGACUCUGCGGAGGACUCCUUGUAUGGCUUUACGAGCGCAAGUGCGAAAGUGGUGCUAAGGCUCAUGCAAAGAUUCCUCAACAAAGGUCACUGUCUUGUAAUGGAUAACUUUUAUAAUUCAGUUACUUUGACACGAUUUUUAAAGUUGAAUAAGACCGAUGUCAUCGGAACUCUGAACAGGCGAAGAAUGGGGACACCGAGGGACAUACAAAUUCUCAACGAAAGGAAACUUCAAAAAGCAGCAGUGGUAAGUAGACACUGUGGUGACGUAUCUGUCUUAUCCUGGAAAGACGUUAAAUUAGUAACCACAGUGUCGACUUACCACAAUGCGGACAUGUUGCCUGGAAGAAGAGCAGGACAACAAAUAUUGAAGCCUGUGGUUGUGCACGACUACAAUAAGUACAUGGGCGGUGUAGAUUUAAAAGAUCAAAUGCUGUCCAUGUACUUAAUGGAACGCAAAAGGGGGAUGAAAUGGUACUUGAAAGUGUUCAAACGGCUAAUAAAUGUUAGCAUUUUGAACAUUUUUAUCAUACAUCGCGAGAACAGCACAAAUCCCCUCAGCCACAGGCAAUUCAGAUAUAAAUUGGCGGAGCAACUGGCUCAGAAAUACCCAAAUUUGACCUUAUCUCGGCUAAUAAAUCCUCCUGCUCUUCUCCGCUUAGAUGGUGAUAAUCACUUUCCAAUCUAUGCAGAUUCUUUAGAAGAUCGAGCGGGGAGCAAAAGAAACAAAAUUAAAAGAAACCGCUGCGUUCGUUGCUCCUUAAAAAAAAUACGGAAAGAAGUUAACACCGUUUGCCAGAAGUGUCAGAAGUUCCUUUGUCUCGGUCAAUGUUGGAUUGAAUACCACACUCUCGAAAAUUUAUAAAAUUUUGUCGCUAAUGUAGGUAUAACUAACAUCGUGCCACAAAAAAACCCGACUACGGAAAAAA